AUGGAGAUGCAGAAUUCCAACCCCACGAUCCUCAACGUGGCGGAUCUCCCCACUAGAGAUCGCUCCACUAUCAAAGCAGGGGAUUAUAACUCCGGCAUCUUUGCUGCGGUCCCGAAUCCUGCCGACUUUCUUUCAUCGGACUCGGAAGAUGAUGACCUGUUGGAAGAGCCAAUUGACGAGCAAGAGAUCUAUGACUUGAUCAAGUCAAUCUCGGAUCCAGAACAUCCCCUAUCACUGGGCGAACUGGCAGUCGUCUCCCUUCCAGACAUCUUUAUCAAACCAACUCUCCCCAACGUUCCAGAUUCACCUCUUCAGACUGUCGUUGUUUUGAUCACACCGACAAUCACCCACUGCAGUCUUGCAACAGUGAUUGGCCUGGGAGUUCGUGUGCGGUUGGAACAAUCUCUGCCACCUCGCUUCCGCGUCGAUGUACGUAUCAAGGAGGGAACCCAUAGCACGGGAGAUGAGGUCAAUAAGCAGCUGGGGGACAAAGAGAGAGUUGCUGCCGCCUUGGAGAAUGGUGCUUUGAUGCAGGUCAUCGCCAAGAUGAUGGAAACCUGUCAAUAA
This is a messenger RNA of Penicillium odoratum, 567 nucleotides long. RefSeq names its product iron-sulfur cluster assembly protein CIA2. NCBI's taxonomy places the organism in Eukaryota, Fungi, Ascomycota, Eurotiomycetes, Eurotiales, Aspergillaceae. Gene Ontology annotation, biological process: iron-sulfur cluster assembly. The transcript is spliced from 2 exons. Bases 1 to 567 code for a protein of 188 amino acids. The record is from RefSeq and is a predicted model, not a curated record.